AUGUUAUCAGGACCAUGGAACUCAUUACCAGUGUCAAUGACCUUCAACGCCGUCACUCUUGCUUUGGGUACUGCAAAUAUCAUCUACACAACUUGGGGAUACAGCCGUAGUCGGACGCGAGGUGCUCUCUGCGCAGCGGUUUCGCAAUAUGUUAUGCUUCUCUCGUAUAUUGCUUCGACAAUGAACGAUCUUCACCACUUUCGAACGUACAACCAUGCCUUUCGGAUCGGUACUGUUGUUUCCGAACUUACCCUCAAUACCGGAUCCUUUCUUUUGCUACAAGUUAUACUGUGGUUGUUGCCCGCUGUUCAGACUAUGAUGAGAUACAAUGUACGAUGGAACACUGCUGCGAUAAUAGUAACCUACAGUCUAUAUGCAGUGUCCACCUUAGGAAUCAUUAUCGUCGCUGCGGCAGGAGACAAAUUUGGUUCAGUUGGUGAAGAUGCGGGAGGUAUCCUCUUCGCUGUCUGGGCUGCUUAUGCACCGUUGAUGGGUGUCGCCAUACCUAUUCUAGCCAUUCGGCUGCUCGUCGCUUUGAAAAAGGAACUGGCUCAGAGUGGAGUAAUGACACGAAUGGAUGCGAGCACCGAAAAGCAAACCAAUAUAGUCGAAUAUACCAAAAAACUCGACACUAUUUUUCGAUGUCUGUUUGGGGCAACUUGCUUUUGGAUUCCUCUUACCGUUGGUGCUGCGAUUGCAACGACAACCCCCUUUUCGAUUGUCAUUGAUGCUGUGCUAACCUGCUCUGGAUUCUCUGCUGCAUUCGUAUCGUACAGCACGUUACCAGAAAUUCUCCAUCUGCCAGUGACGCGCAAACCGCAUUCCCCGCCCCAAUGCAGAGCAAGCCCGCAGAUUCUGCGAGGCCUUCAAGAACAGAUAAAACGACUCUUCUGCCGUGGGUAUAAUGAUUGGGAGAUAAAUAAGGGUCGAUGGAAGGAAAUGCGAGCCUAA
This is a messenger RNA of Spizellomyces punctatus DAOM BR117, 951 nucleotides long. RefSeq lists its product as uncharacterized. Bases 1 to 951 code for a protein of 316 amino acids. The record is from RefSeq and is a predicted model, not a curated record. The transcript has 2 exons. Lineage: Eukaryota; Fungi; Chytridiomycota; Chytridiomycetes; Spizellomycetales; Spizellomycetaceae.